CAUCAUCUUCAUCACAAUCUUCGUCAUUCACAUCACAUAUACGCAAACACCUCCGAUCAAUAAAAAAAAAAAUGGCGAAACUCUCCAGUAUUCUCAUGCUCUUCUUCAUCUUCAUCACAAGCGGCAUUGCUGUUUCAGCCACCGUCUUCACUUUGCAGAACAGUUGUCCUUACACCGUCUGGCCGGGAAUUCUCUCCGGCAACAGUAACACCCUCGGCGACGGCGGAUUUCCCUUGACUCCAGGCGCUUCCGUACAGCUCACCGCUCCUCCGGGAUGGUCAGGCCGGUUCUGGGCUCGUACCGGCUGCAGCUUCGAUUCCUCCGGCCACGGUAACUGCGUCACCGGAGACUGCGGCGGCGUCCUCAAAUGCAUCGGCGGCGGAGUUCCUCCAACCACUCUUGCCGAAUUCACCGUCGGAUCAGGCGAUUCCGGCAAGGAUUUCUACGACGUGAGCCUCGUCGACGGUUACAAUGUCGAGAUGGGGAUAAAACCCCAAGGAGGUUCCGGCGAUUGCAAAUACGCAGGCUGCGUCGCCGACGUCAACACGGUUUGCCCUAGCGAGCUCCGGAUCAUGGAUCCGCACACGGGAAUCAUCGCGGCGUGUAAGAGCGCUUGCGCGGCGUUUAAUUCGCCGGAGUUUUGCUGUACCGGAGCUCACGCGACGCCGCAAACUUGUUCUCCGACGCAUUACUCGGCGAUGUUUAAGAACGCUUGCCCUAGUGCUUACAGUUACGCCUACGACGACGCAACUAGCACAUUCACUUGUUCCGGAUCUAACUAUUUGAUCACUUUCUGCCCCACCCGGUCUUAGAGAUUCGGGUCGGGUUUCUGUUCUCACGUUUCUUUUGCUUAUUUAUAUUUUAUGUACCGGAAAGAUUAUGACUUUGUAUCUUCUUCCAUUUUUUAAUGAUUU
Messenger RNA from Eutrema salsugineum, 914 nucleotides. RefSeq names its product pathogenesis-related protein 5. NCBI's taxonomy places the organism in Eukaryota, Viridiplantae, Streptophyta, Magnoliopsida, Brassicales, Brassicaceae. The transcript has 2 exons. The record is from RefSeq and is a predicted model, not a curated record. Gene Ontology annotation, cellular component: extracellular region. The coding region runs from base 72 to 812 and encodes 246 amino acids. Gene Ontology annotation, biological process: defense response.